This is a messenger RNA of Serinus canaria (Common canary), 1566 nucleotides long. It is a transcript of the gene TAFA3, whose product is annotated as TAFA chemokine like family member 3. The coding region runs from base 113 to 658 and encodes 181 amino acids. The transcript has 7 exons. Gene Ontology annotation, molecular function: receptor ligand activity. Lineage: Eukaryota; Metazoa; Chordata; Aves; Passeriformes; Fringillidae. The record is from RefSeq and is a predicted model, not a curated record.
GGCGGAGCGGCCCCCGGCCAUGGGCAGCGUCGGCCCCCGCCCGCCCCGAGGCCACCGGCAGAUGUGCUGAUGUCUGCUCCUUGCAAAGACCUGACCCACCUGAGGUUGGCAGAUGCACAGAUGUGACCGUGAAUCACCAGUAAAAGGGCCAUGUCCCCACAGCCAGACACCCCAGUCCUCACAACGUUCAGGAGUCAUACCACUGCGUGCUGGAGCAUUGAGCCUGAGCAAAUGGGUUUUCGUGCUCAGUCUCUGCCUUUCCACGCUGUGGGGACGACUGACGCUGGCCUCCACGCAUCAGCACAGAAGCCAUUCAGUGCACGUGGAGCCCGGCACAUGCGAGGUCAUCGCGGCUCACCGGUGCUGCAACAAGAACAAGAUCGAGGAGCGCUCCCAGACGGUGAAGUGCUCCUGCUUCCCAGGGCAGGUGGCAGGGACAACGCGGGCAGCUCCCUCCUGCGUGGACGGUGGGCAGAGCUGGUCCUCCAUACCCUGUGCUGCUGAUCCCCUCCUCUCCCCAGCCUCCAUCGUGCUGCAGAAGUGGUGGUGCCAGAUGGAGCCGUGUCUGGACGGGGAGGAAUGCAAAGUGCUGCCUGACCUGUCGGGAUGGAGCUGCAGCAGUGGCAACAAAGUGAAGACGACCAAGGUCACUCGAUAGCCCCCGUGCAGCGUGGCACGGGCUGAGCAGCCUUGCCCUGGGUCCUGGUGCUCCUGUGAGCAGCUGGAUGUGGCCCAGUGCCUGCAGAGGGGGGAUGCUCCAGGCCUGCCAUGCUGCACCCAUCAGCAGGACUGUGACAGCCGCUGGAUCAGAGCAUCCUCUGCGCCCCAGCUUCCCUGGAGGCUGCAGGCAGGGAUCCCAGGGCAGCUGCUAGAAUCCCGUCACUCCACGGUUUCCUCCUUUUCUGUGGACACAUUCACCAACCAAGAAAUGGGCUCAUUUUCUAAUCCUCCUAAAUAAAAUAUUCCCACUAUGUAAGAGCUGUUGACAAUACAGAGACAGACAGGCAGCAGGCUCCCAAAAUGGGCUUUAAUCUGAAUAGCUGAAAUCAUUGCUGUGAGUCGCCUUCCCCCACAAAAAGCUGAAUCCAGGUUGCAUUGGAAUAUGGAAGUCAGUGGUUAUGUGAAACCUUUCCCCAUGUGGCUCCUGGCCCUGGGGUUCCUAGGAACAGCUCUGAGCUCCAGCCUGAUCCUGAGUCACUGGUGGCUGCUGUGCCCUCAGAGCCUGGGCUUUCCCUGCCCCACCACUAUGACCACAGGCAGCAGAUGUGGCAGCGUAGUCAGGGGGUGUCUGACACCCUGUUGGCUCCCAGGGGUGGUGAGAUGUCUCCAUGGUGCAUGCUGCUGGUUUCUCCUUCCUCAGUAAUUGCAUUAAUCAGGUUGCAAAUUUAGUGUUUUCCACCAUGCAAAUCCCAGGCACUGAGUUUCUGCUUGUGUUUGCAAUUGAAUUUCAGACUUGUGUGAGGCGAUCUCUCUGUCUGCGGCUCUGGGGUGUCUGGGGCAUCAGACAGGGCCUCUGACCAAGCUAGAUUUUGUUGUAGUAAUCCAAAAUAAAGAAAAAUGUACCAC